AUGGUAUUUCAUGUCCGAUGUAUCUAUGAUGUACGAUGUAUCUAUGAUGUACGAUGUAUCUAUGAUGUACGAUGUAUCUAUGAUGAACGAUUUUUAGAGGUAGUGAAUAGUUUAGGUGGUAUCCACCUUUCGUCAAGAUUAAAAGAUACGGACUAUGAUUUGACGUCACUAUUAGCUAAUGUUACCAGAUUAUAUGGUGCUUCGCCAUUCUUUAAAAUUAUCAUACAUGAAAGAGGCAAAUUUUCGUUGACCUCAAUCUUAUAUAUUCUGCAAGACCUAUUCGCUAAUCGUAGUCCAAAUCUUGCUGACUCCUAUGUAGUGAUUAAUCGAUAUUCUGAUCGCCUGGUCAAUUUGCUGCGGGAUAGUUCCGACGAUAUCCCUAAUUUCCGCUUCCUGUUGCCGAGUGAAUUUUACUAUAGAGCUGAAUCCGAUAAAGUUGAAGUUCUUCAAACGCAAAAAAUAAAUCUCCUGAGAAGAUUAGUGACGGAUGUUCCUAUGUCAUCAUCACCAACUUCUGUAGAUAAGCUUUUGGACGAGGUUUUCAGCUUCGAAGAUGAACUGAAUAUGAUACUAUACGAUGAUGAAAGCUCAUUCUUAAACACCGAAUUCUGGGAUUGUACGCAACGAAAUACCGAUAUACUAUCGAAUAUGGAUUUACAGUUUUCUGGUUACCAGUUAAACUGGACACAGUUCUUCAACAACGUAUUUCAAGGAGAUCACAUGACAUUGUGUAAUGUUCAGCUUAACACUGAUGUUCAAACAUUAUUAAAAAAUACUCCAAAACAUGUUGUUAAGAGAUAUAUCAUACUUCACACUGUUCUUAAUACUGAUUUAUUGGUUCUAUUCCCGUCCAUACUUAAACAACUUACACCAAAACAAGAUUUAUUGAUACAGGGCUUCGAUCAUCAACUGGAGAGACAAUGUGUGGGAUAUGUGUUUAAAUUUAUACCAGGAACAUUACAUUGUUCCAUUGACCACAAUAAAAGGGUUAAAGGUGAUUCGAGAUUCCGUUUCGUUGUGGACUCCUUAAAAUUAACCCUACACGAACAAGUACUUAAGUUAUUUAAUAUUGGUGUACAAGGUACACAAUCUAUUAUCAAAAGAUGUACAGAUGAUGUACAUGAUAUGUAUAACAGUACAGUGAACCACCAAACCACCAUACCUAAUGGGUUCUUUUCUGAUCAUUCCUUUACUACCAACGUCAUAAAACUUAUAACUCACCAAAAUCUACAGUAUUUAGAUGGUCAGAAGAAACAAGAUGUUAAUCCUUUAAAUGUGGCAUCAGUUGCUCAAUUUAUGGGCUGUUUGUAUGGUCGUGGUGUAACAGGUCCUAUAUCCUACCCAGUAUAUCUACCAUUAGUUAUACAUUUUGGUUCUUUUGGGUCAUUUCUAGCUCGACAGAUGGCCAACAAGCUCGACCUUGAUUUUGUGUUAAGUCAUUAUGGAGACAAUUUACUAGAUCACAGUGCCAUUUUAAACCUGGCAUUAAAAAUGGAUUGUUUAGCUCAUAUGUAUGACAACUUCCAGCUUUUGACGGAAAAUUCACAAACUUACAAGGUACAUGGUGAUCGAAUCAAAAAUGAAAGUUGGAGAGAUCAUUUGUCUUUGAAGAUAACCUAUGAAGCGUGGUUGAGGUUUAACAAUGGAAGAAGAGAUGUUAUAACUAUACCAGGUUUACCUUAUAGUAACAAUCAACUAUUCUUUAUACUAUAUGCUCAGACAAUGUGUGAAAAAGUAAAUAAAAGAGGAAUAUUAGACCAUUAUAUACAAGAUUCUACUAACCCUUUACCACCCAGUAAAUACAGAAUCAAUGGAGCUGCAAUGAAUUAUAUUCCAUUUGCUAGAGCAUUCCAAUGUCCCCUAAAUAGUCCAAUGAAUCCUGCUACAAAAUGUCCUGUGGUGUAA
Messenger RNA from Lottia gigantea (owl limpet), 1905 nucleotides. RefSeq lists its product as hypothetical. NCBI's taxonomy places the organism in Eukaryota, Metazoa, Mollusca, Gastropoda, Lottiidae. The record is from RefSeq and is a predicted model, not a curated record. The transcript is spliced from 12 exons. Bases 1 to 1905 code for a protein of 634 amino acids. Gene Ontology annotation, biological process: protein processing. Gene Ontology annotation, cellular component: plasma membrane. Gene Ontology annotation, molecular function: metalloendopeptidase activity.